Messenger RNA from Trachemys scripta elegans, 3151 nucleotides. RefSeq names its product SRY-box transcription factor 8 (gene SOX8). Bases 205 to 1611 code for a protein of 468 amino acids. Gene Ontology annotation, biological process: peripheral nervous system development; enteric nervous system development; morphogenesis of an epithelium. Gene Ontology annotation, molecular function: DNA-binding transcription factor activity, RNA polymerase II-specific; RNA polymerase II cis-regulatory region sequence-specific DNA binding. The record is from RefSeq and is a predicted model, not a curated record. Gene Ontology annotation, cellular component: nucleus. The transcript is spliced from 3 exons. NCBI's taxonomy places the organism in Eukaryota, Metazoa, Chordata, Testudines, Emydidae.
GAGCGCGCCGGGGCAGCCGCGGUGGAGAGCGGGAGGCAGAAGCAGAGGCGCGCCGCUGCGGCACAUCUGGGGCGCAUCUGGCCGGCGCUGCUGCAUCCCGGGGAGGCGCCUUGCGCCGGGACGGGGACCCUGCGGGGGUUUUGUUGCUCCCGCCGUCCCCUUGCCCUGGGUGUCCCCCAGCGCAUCCCCGCUGCUCGCCUUCCCAUGCUCACCAUGACCGAGGAGCACGACAAAGUCCUGGAUCCGCCCUGCAGCCCGUCGGGCACUGCCAGCUCCAUGUCCCACGUGGACUCGGACUCCGACGCGCCCCUGUCCCCCGCCGGCUCGGAGGGGCUGGGAUGCGCCCCGCCGGCCCCCGCCCCGCGCCCACCUGCCGGCCCCAAGGGGGAACCGGCCGAGGUGGAUGAGCGCUUCCCCGCCUGUAUCCGGGACGCCGUGUCGCAGGUGCUGAAGGGCUACGACUGGAGCCUGGUGCCCAUGCCCGUGCGGGGCAACGGAUCGCUCAAGGCCAAGCCCCACGUCAAGCGGCCCAUGAAUGCCUUCAUGGUGUGGGCGCAGGCCGCCCGCCGGAAGCUGGCUGACCAGUACCCACAUCUGCACAACGCCGAGCUCAGCAAGACCCUGGGCAAGCUCUGGCGUUUGUUAAGUGAAAAUGAGAAACGUCCCUUUGUGGAAGAAGCUGAGAGGCUCAGGGUUCAGCACAAGAAGGAUCAUCCGGAUUAUAAAUACCAGCCCCGGAGGAGGAAAAGUGUAAAAGCUGGCCAGAGCGAUUCUGAUUCAGGAGCCGAGCUCAGUCAUCAUGCAGGGAGCCAGAUCUACAAAGCAGACACCGGGCUAGGAGGUGUGGGAGAUUCUCACCAUCACAGUGAUCACACAGGGCAAACUCAUGGACCACCCACCCCUCCUACCACCCCUAAAACGGAUCUUCAUCAUGGGAGCAAGCAAGAGCUGAAACACGAGGGGCGCCGCCUAGUGGAGAGCGGCCGUCAGAACAUAGACUUCAGCAAUGUGGACAUCUCUGAACUCAGCAGCGAGGUCAUUAACAUGGAGACCUUUGACGUGCGUGAGCUUGACCAGUAUUUGCCACUGAAUGGCCAUUCGGCCAUGCCGGCUGACCACGGGCAGAACUCCUCAGCAGGGUCUUACGGCCCUUCCUAUUCCCAUUCAGCCAACGGCACCAGUGGAGCAGCCCAAGUUUGGACUCACAAAAGCCCAGCCUCGGUGUCCCCUACUUUAAAUGAAACCAGCCAGCAGAGACCACACAUCAAAACGGAGCAACUCAGCCCAAGUCAUUACAGUGACCAAUCCCAUGGGUCUCCAACUCACUCCGACUACGGUUCCUAUAGUGCACAGGCUUGUGCCACCACGGCUUCAACCGCCACAGCGGCUGCCUCUUUCUCCAGCUCGCAGUGCGACUAUACAGACCUCCAGAGUUCUAAUUAUUACAACCCUUACUCCGGGUAUCCCUCCAGCAUUUACCAGUAUCCGUAUUUCCAUUCCUCACGGCGCCCCUACGCCACACCCAUCCUGAACGGCUUGUCCAUCCCUCCCGCUCACAGCCCCACUGCUAACUGGGACCAGCCUGUCUACACAACCCUGACGAGGCCUUAGAGGACGGAAGGAGUCUGAGAGGUCUUCCCAAAACUAUAUGCACUAAUGAAGGAAUGAAGGAAAAACAAAGUGGAGUGCUGUGGCAAUUUCCUAAGUGCCUGCUGAGCCACUGGGAACUCUAUUCAUUGUGACUGGAUGUCCGCUUGCUUCGAAAUCUCCAAACUUUUAAAAGACAGAGUUCUAUUUUUCUUUAAUGAAAACAAAACCUAUCGGACGGAAAAUUCCUUUUGAAUAAAUGAAGGACAAAACUAUUUGACUCCUCUGUGAGGACUGAAGCGAACUUAUUAGUUUUGAACGUCUGAGUGGAAAAAUGUACAAGACUUUAAGGGUCUAUUGCAAUGUGAGAUACGGACCAACCUUGGAGGCAAGAACUCACUAGGACCAAUUAAUAUAUACAAAAAAUUUCAGCUAUUCCAUAUAACGAUCUUGUGGGAACAUAUCCGAGUCGGCUAGGACCAACCAAUUAAAUGUCUGAGGUGUGUGUUUUAGUCAAGAGUUCUUCUAAGCAAGGUUUGGCUGUAGUUAACAUUCAUUUUUGUUUUUUGGAAGCUUAAAAGUGUUUGGUGGUUUUUUUUGUUCUUUUUUUUUUUUUUGAAAUCUGUUUAAUAUGUAUUUAUGUUCUGUAUUUUGUCUUUUUAAUUAAUGAAGUAAUUUUUGUGCAAAAAGUAGAAUUUAAAAAAAAAUUAAAGAUGGGGCAGAGGGAAGCAUAAAAAAAUAGUGGAGACGAUCCAAUAAAAUGGUGUUAUGAGUAUAUUUUUUAACCACUGCGGAAUUGUGUUUGAGAGAGGGGCUGAAAUAACCAGUAUGUCCCACAGAACCAGUCACAACUCUGAAAUUGACACACAAAUCCAAAACAAUAAAAGGAAGGGUGUGUGUGUGUGGGGGGGGGGGGGGGGGGGGGAAGCAAAGUUAUGAAAUUCAACGGCUAAAUGAUUGGAAAAAGGAGCAGGACAGUGGGGAUUUUCCUUGCCAGCUGCUUUCAAGAUAUUAAAUUGGAUUUGAAGGCAUCACUGAAUUUUUGUACACUUUCAGAACCAAGGCCAGUUUAUAGAAAGGUGUAAUUUAAUGAGAAAUUAGUCCACAUUAAUUUUGGCUUCUAGGGACCAGAUGUCAUCCAUCAAGCUGUGAAACUAAAACCUUCUCCACUAAAUUUUUUUAGGUACUUAGUUUUAGACUAAUAUUCAUUGAUAUAUUUCUACUUCUUCCAUUGUAUGCUGAGCAUAUAAUAACCAUCUAUUUUAUGGUAACUUGUGCCUUUAAAAACUUUGUAAAUCUUAAACACAUUUCAGAGGUUAUCUUCUUUUUACCUUUUCUAUGUUUCCUACUCUUUUUCUAAAAGUAUUUUUUGCAUAUUUCCUUUUGGGGAUGUGGGGGUGGGGGAAGUUACAGAAAACUCAUUUUUAUGCAAUCUAUUUUUCUGUAUAAAGUUUGAAAGACUUCAGCUGUUACUUAUCUGUUCUGUUCACUAGCUUCUGACUAAGCAAUGCUAACUUUUGUACAGAUCAAUUUGAUAAAAUUAAAAAAAAUUGCUUUUUAUCAA